AGUAAGCGCAGGCCAGGAAGACCGCACUACACGCAAAACAAAACUGAUAAGACAAGAAAUGAAAAUAAAAUGAAAUGGGGUUUACCGACCUACUGUUCUGCUUCGAUAGGCUAACGAAGACGAGCAUACACCAAACAGUGUGCUAUGUGGGCAAUUUUGCCCGCUCUAACUGACUACAUAGGAUCUUUUACCUGUUCUGUACGCCAUUGUCAAUGUGUAGGCAACAUGGGCCCUCGGUUUUUCGCCAAACUAGACCGCUGUCCUGCACUACUGACAAGGGAAACCACAUCGAAAAGUCCUGAUGAACUUUCUUGUCCAACACCGGGAUUUAACCCGCAAACUCCAGGCUAGCGAGCCAGAGUCUUACUUACUUAGCCAUUGUGGCUCCAACCUGCGAACAAGACAAACUAGGCUACAUUGCAAGAAAUAAACAGCAAAUAUCAAAUCAACUUCAAGUGAAUGGUAGAGGAAAAUACCAGAAUGUAAUAAUAGUUUAUUCUCAACUACAUGUACAAGCAUGAGGAAGACUGGAUAAGGAGAGCUCUAUGUGAAGAAGCCAAGUUAUAUGGUGAUGUGGCCCUUCCACCAGGUUCUCGACCAAGACGUGUCACAGUUUUCUUAAAUCCGGCAGCUCAACGAGGAAAUGGAAGAAAGCUGUUCGAAAAGAAUGCUGCUCCAAUUUUAUAUUUGGCUGGAAUGGAAGUUAAUGUUGUUAAGACUGAAUAUGAUGGUCAAGUAAAACAGUUUAUGGGUGUUCUGGAGAGUAAAGAUACAGAUGGUAUUAUAGUAGCUGGUGGAGACGGAACAUUUUUAGAGACAGUGACUGGUUGUAUGAGAAAAGAAGAUAAGAAUUACAGAAAUUCUGUACCAAUCGGAAUAAUUCCAGUUGGUGAGACAAACAGAUUUGCCCAAAUUGUAUUUGGUCAAGAUUUAAAUGAAGUCAGGUUUAUUGGAGACGCAGCAAUGUCAGUUGUUAAAGGAGUUACCAAAAAAUAUGAUGUAUUAAAAAUAGAGGGAAGUGAAGGUAAAAUAACAUAUGCUGUAAGUGGUUUAGAGACUGGAGCUUAUAGAGAUGCAGAGAGUAGAAAAUCAAAAUAUUGGUACUUUGGUCCAUUGAAAUCUAGAUGGACAUAUCUAAGAACAGCUAUGAAAAGUUGGCCACCUAGUUUUAAAGCUGACAUUAGCUAUGUGUUAUCAACAGAAGAAAAUACUAAACAGUCAAAGAAAGUAGAACAAACACCAAGUUCUUCAUAUGGGUGGUUAGGAUUUUUAAUAGGCAGAACAAAUAGAAAUAAUGUUCCCCUGGUAAAAGAAUAUGACUUUGAUGAUAGUAAAGAUGAUGAAGAAAUGAUAUCUGAACCAAUAUCUACAGUAGAAUUUACUGUUAAUUCAACUAAUUUAGAUACUGAUCCUAAGUCUGUAGAAGGAAUGACCGUUGGAAUUGGACCAUCUGAACCAACAAAAUCACAGUUGAUUAAAGAAGGAUGGAGAAGAAUAAAUGAUAAGAGUUUAAAAUUUGGAACAGAAGAAAAUCGUCAGUUAGUUGUAAAGAAGAUUAAAUUCACACCAGAGGUGAAUGAGGAUACAGAUAUGAUGAUAAAUAUUGAUGGUGAAUCAUUUGAAGCAUUGCCAAUUGAAAUAUCACUGUUAAAAGAUAGGAUUAAUGUUUUUUAUAAAGCUGAGGCUGCAAGCUGAUAUAGUAAUAAUGAACUGUGUGUAUAUUAUAUUAUAUACUUGGAAUGCAAGAAUGAAUGAUUGGUGUGUGUUGUAGACAAAUAAAAUGAUGAAAUCUUUACAGAA
This is a messenger RNA of Patella vulgata (common limpet), 1800 nucleotides long. RefSeq names its product acylglycerol kinase, mitochondrial. Bases 508 to 1695 code for a protein of 395 amino acids. Lineage: Eukaryota; Metazoa; Mollusca; Gastropoda; Patellidae. Gene Ontology annotation, cellular component: mitochondrion; TIM22 mitochondrial import inner membrane insertion complex. The record is from RefSeq and is a predicted model, not a curated record. Gene Ontology annotation, molecular function: ceramide kinase activity; acylglycerol kinase activity; ATP-dependent diacylglycerol kinase activity. The transcript has 14 exons. Gene Ontology annotation, biological process: protein insertion into mitochondrial inner membrane; ceramide biosynthetic process.